GUUCAGCAACAGCCAUUGCAGUUGGAUACGUCAAGCUAAACUGGGAUCUUUCUGGAGAACUGGCUCUGGGGAUUUUCUCUGCGCUGGAUGCUGGCUGCCUGUUUCUCAUGCGCUUCUCUGACAACAUCUGGGCAAGUUACGCCGGUUACCUUGCAUUUAAAGCAUGCUACAUGCUCCUCAUAACAAUAGCAACGUUUCAGAUCGCCAUCAACCUCAGCAUGGAGCGUUACGCUUUGAUGUUCGGCUUCAACAACUUCAUUGCGCUGGUGAUUCAGACAAUUUUAACUGUUGUCGUCGUAGACUCGACGGGUCUGAACCUGGAUAUCAGCACCCAGUUCCUCAUUUACAGCAGCUACUUCGCAUGCAUAGCUGGGAUUUUCCUGCUCAGAAGCGUGUACACCAUCGUCUCCAUCAAACGCAGGAACCGCGGCACGGCCGGGCAGAGCACGGCUUUUUAA
This is a messenger RNA of Apaloderma vittatum (bar-tailed trogon), 458 nucleotides long. Its product is annotated as thiamine transporter 2-like. Gene Ontology annotation, molecular function: thiamine transmembrane transporter activity. The record is from RefSeq and is a predicted model, not a curated record. Lineage: Eukaryota; Metazoa; Chordata; Aves; Trogoniformes; Trogonidae. The annotation marks the transcript as partial. Gene Ontology annotation, biological process: transmembrane transport; vitamin transport. The transcript has 3 exons. Gene Ontology annotation, cellular component: plasma membrane.